Quercus robur (English oak) is the source of this 837-nucleotide messenger RNA. RefSeq names its product F-box protein CPR1-like. The record is from RefSeq and is a predicted model, not a curated record. The transcript has a single exon. The coding region runs from base 1 to 837 and encodes 278 amino acids. Lineage: Eukaryota; Viridiplantae; Streptophyta; Magnoliopsida; Fagales; Fagaceae.
AUGUAUUUUGACCGAAUUGACAUAUGUGUUUGCAUCAAUGGCAUAAUAUGCCUUGGACAUUCCUCCGUUGGCUUUGUUUUAUGGAAUUCGGAAAUCAAAGAAUUUAAGGAUGUUCCCGCACCUCCUAGCCCUAACGUUGGUUACCAUAAGAGCACUUGUGCAUUUGGUUAUGAUCACUAUUCUAAUGAAUUCAAAGUUGUUAGCAUCUACACUAAAUUUCAGAGACAUACAGGACUUCUAUCUCCAAGUAUUCAGAUUUACAACGAAAGUACUGGUUACUGGAGACAAAUCGACACCCUUUUUGAUCAAUCAGUCAUUUGUUUUCCUGGUUAUUAUAAUGAAUUAUUCUUCAAUGGAGUUAAUCAUUGGACGGGCUGUAUUCUCAUGGAUGAACGCGGGCAACAUUUGGAGGCCAUCAUAUCCUUUGACAUGAGAGAAGAGGUUUUUCGAACCAUAAAGAUGCCAGAUUUUGGCGAUCUUUCUCAUUCCAAUUACUUUGGGAAGACUUUAGGUGUGUUAGGUAAUUGUAUUGCUUUGAUUAUUUAUGACAAAAGAGUGAUAGAGAAAAACUUCGAGAUAUGGGUGAUGAGAGAAUAUGGAGUUAAGAAAUCUUGGACCAAUCCAUAUAAAAUUGGACCUAUUUCAGUGAUUCAGAGGGGAGAAGAAUUAUUGAUGAGGGAUGGGCUUUAUCUUGUUCGUAAUAAGCUUCUUAUCCUUAAAGGUAGAGGACGAGUACUCUUGUAUGACUUUGUUGCUCAAGAACUUAAGAAUUUUCAUCUUAGAAAUCCUCCAGACUCCUUUUCUUUAUUACAGGUUAUGGAUUUUGAGGAAUACUAG